Toxorhynchites rutilus septentrionalis is the source of this 766-nucleotide messenger RNA. RefSeq lists its product as uncharacterized. The coding region runs from base 54 to 629 and encodes 191 amino acids. Lineage: Eukaryota; Metazoa; Arthropoda; Insecta; Diptera; Culicidae. The record is from RefSeq and is a predicted model, not a curated record. The transcript has 4 exons.
UCACUUUUCUCGCCCGUGUUGUGAUCCUUUCAUUGAAAAAAAAAUCUAUAACAAUGAUUUUUGGCCACGAAAACAUCGAGGUACUCGAAGAGAUUGUUCUGGUAGAUGAUGUCGAAGGAUCUGCCGAAAAAUCAAUCAGCAGCGAUAGCGGAAGAAAGAGGAAGAAUCAAUCUAAUCAGGAACAAAUGUAUGCUGUGUUUGUGGAUGUACUGGAGGAAGUAGGAAAAAUUUUACUUUCCAAAUCGCAAACACCUGUGCGGGAGAAGAAAAAAAUAGCGUUGGCGGCGAUGCGACAGCAGUUGUUCAUCCGAUGUGGAUUGGAGUUCUCUGGCGACCAAAUAUUGAAGAAAAUCAAUAACAUGAAGACCACUGUUAAAGAAAAAACGGAUACCAAAAAAACAGGGAACGUUAAAAUUGUGCUCAACCAACCGCAAGAAAAGUUUUAUGGACUGCGGGGGGUGUUGACAAUCCCAGCAUCAUCAGCGUUCCGUAUGGUCUGGCAGUAUGAAGCAAAAAUAUUGCAAUGGGGAAGGAUCCACCGAAGGAGGAGCAUGAUUCUUCUGAUGAUUAUGAUUAUAAGAGCUUGCAGAACGAGUUUCUGGCGCCCAGUCAAGCGUGUCAAACACUAAAAACAAAUCAAAAAUCGACACGUGGCAGAACACAACAAACAGUGUGUGAGGAGCACCUUAUGUUCCUGAAAAAGCAACAAGAUUAUACGGAUGUAAUGUAAGCCAACCAAGAAGAGCGACACCAAAAAGAAAUGGAG